GUCACUCCCACUCUUUGCUCUGCUGUACUAGCUGCUUAUUAAAACUAAUAUAUAACGACCUUGAGAAUUUUCUGACUGUCUUGCUACCACUGCUUCCAUUCUUUAAGCUUGCUCCGAGCAUGGCUUCGGCUAUUCUUUCCGUGGCCAAACCAUCACCUCAGGCAAAUGGAAAGGGCUUUGCAGAAUUCUCAGGUCUCCGCAACUCAUCUGCAGCUUCGCUUUCUUUCGGAAGGAGAACCUCAGACGACUUCUUUUCGGUCAUUGCCUUCCAAACCUCUGCUGCGGGAACUAACGGGGGAUACCAAAGAGGGAUAACGGAGGCGAAGCUGAAGGUGGCUAUAAAUGGGUUUGGAAGAAUUGGAAGGAACUUCUUGAGGUGCUGGCAUGGGCGCAAGGACUCACCUCUUGAUGUGAUUGCCAUCAACGACACCGGAGGCGUGAAGCAGGCGUCUCACCUCCUCAAGUACGACUCUACCCUCGGGAUCUUCGACGCUGACGUCAAGCCAGUUGGCGAUGAUGGCAUCUCUGUUGACGGCAAGGUCAUCAAGGUUGUGUCAAGCCGCAAUCCCCUCAACCUACCUUGGAAGGACAUGGGGAUCGACCUGGUGAUUGAAGGCACUGGAGUGUUUGUUGAUAGGGAGGGUGCCGGGAAACACAUAGAGGCAGGGGCCAAGAAGGUGCUCAUCACUGCCCCCGGAAAAGGCGACAUCCCUACCUAUGUGGUCGGGGUCAAUGCUGAACUCUAUAGUCAUGAUGAUACCAUCAUUAGCAAUGCUUCUUGCACCACCAACUGCCUUGCCCCCUUCGUCAAGGUUCUUGACCAGAAGUUUGGCAUCAUCAAGGGCACCAUGACUACCACACACUCCUACACUGGUGACCAGAGGCUACUUGAUGCUAGCCACCGUGACCUCAGGCGUGCACGAGCUGCUGCUCUCAACAUAGUUCCCACUUCAACUGGUGCAGCAAAGGCCGUUGCUCUAGUCCUUCCAUCUCUCAAAGGAAAGCUAAAUGGCAUUGCCCUGCGUGUGCCCACCCCCAAUGUCUCCGUCGUCGACCUUGUUGUCCAGGUCACUAAGAAGACCUUUGCAGAGGAGGUUAAUGCUGCUUUCAGAGAGAGUGCUGAUAAGGAGCUGGCAGGUAUCCUUUCUGUUUGCGAUGAGCCCCUUGUUUCUGUCGAUUUCAGGUGCACAGAUGUAUCGUCAACAGUUGACUCCUCAUUGACUAUGGUGAUGGGAGAUGACAUGGUCAAGGUCAUUGCUUGGUACGAUAACGAAUGGGGUUACUCACAAAGGGUUGUUGACUUGGCUGAUAUUGUCGCCAACAACUGGAAGUGAUCAUCUCCCCAUUUAUGAUCGGUCUGUCGAACUAGCUAGCGCCUCGCAAUUAAGUUGUCAUUCUGUUCUUUCUGUCUCUGUCGAUGUGAUCGAUCCGUGCAUGUUUUUAGUUUUCCCCUAACUCUACGUUUCUUGCUGCCUUGCGCGCCUUCAUAAUUAAUUCCUCUCUUCUUUUUGUUUCUUUUUAAAUUCAUAAUGAGAAAUAAUGUUGCAACAAUUUUGUCUUGCCUGUCAUUGAUUAUGCAAGAACAGAGUCUUGAAUCUUGAUAUGUAAGUACAUGAAGGUGCUAAUUAAGCAUUAUUGAAUUUUGUAUCUGUUGA
Rosa chinensis is the source of this 1655-nucleotide messenger RNA. Its product is annotated as glyceraldehyde-3-phosphate dehydrogenase A, chloroplastic. Bases 120 to 1334 code for a protein of 404 amino acids. The record is from RefSeq and is a predicted model, not a curated record. Gene Ontology annotation, molecular function: NAD binding; NADP binding; glyceraldehyde-3-phosphate dehydrogenase (NAD+) (phosphorylating) activity. Gene Ontology annotation, cellular component: apoplast; chloroplast. The transcript has 4 exons. Gene Ontology annotation, biological process: glucose metabolic process. NCBI's taxonomy places the organism in Eukaryota, Viridiplantae, Streptophyta, Magnoliopsida, Rosales, Rosaceae.